Amyelois transitella is the source of this 7613-nucleotide messenger RNA. It is a transcript of the gene wwk, whose product is annotated as anoctamin-8. The coding region runs from base 270 to 3179 and encodes 969 amino acids. The record is from RefSeq and is a predicted model, not a curated record. Gene Ontology annotation, molecular function: chloride channel activity. Gene Ontology annotation, cellular component: plasma membrane. The transcript has 24 exons. Lineage: Eukaryota; Metazoa; Arthropoda; Insecta; Lepidoptera; Pyralidae. Gene Ontology annotation, biological process: chloride transmembrane transport.
AUCAAUUUUGAAUUCUGACAGCGAUCGUAGAAAAUCGCGCACUUAGAAAAAAUAACAAAUAAUCAUAAUUUAGUGGAAUUAUCAAAUACAUUACUCAUUGAAUAAUAACUGUUAUGGUAGCAUACAUUUUAAUUCGUGUUUUUACAUGAACUGAUCAUUUUUAAGUGAUUUCAGCCUAAGGUAUUGUAGGCGAUGAUGUAAGAAACUGAAGGACUUUGUGUACAUUGCAUUUGUGUAUUGUUUUCCUGUGAAUUUUUGGUGAUAUCACGAUGGAUGGUGAAGAUAGUGGCAUUGUAAACCCUGAAAAAGACGACUAUGAAAGUAGUUCUCACUCAACACCUCAAGAGCACAAAUCUUUUGCGGAAUUUGCAAAAGAUAAGUUAGAUAGCGCUGGGAGAGAGCUUCGCAGACGUCUCCCAAUGGCAGGGCAACUCGGCGCUCAUCUGAUGCACCCAAGACGUCUACUCCUACAUUCAACACCUACACAGCAUACAGAUGUAGUGCUGAUAUUUCCCAAAGGCCUCCCUGAUGGCAUGUUACUCUGGCUCCUACAAAAGCUGCGCGGGAGUCGGCCGCGCUUGCGCGUGUGCGUGCGACAACAUGCGUCGUCGCAGUGCGGAGCGUUCUAUAUCACAGCUGAUGAUGAUGUGCUACUGCAAACCGCCGAAGAAGUUCAUUUACCGAAGCUGUUGAAGCCAGAAUUCGGCGGCGGCUACAAAGAGUUCACAGUGAGGGACAUGCAUUGCUUUCAAAAGGGUUCGUCAGCUACAGAAUUGUUGAAUUCACAAGAACGAGCUGCGCUAGUGAAACAUGUAUUGGAAUCAGCGCGAGCGGAGCCGGGUGAUGAACAUGCUUUGGAACCCGCUCUUACACUGCGAGUGGGUCAGAGCAUUGUGCCUGCUUGUGUAAGCAAAGGAGUCGUUGCCAGUAUGUUUCCUCUACACGAGCGGCAAUCCCUAGAGAAUUUAAGAAAGAAAUGGGUUAAGACUUUGUUCUCCCCGCAACCUUUAGACGAGAUAAGUGAAUACUUCGGUGUUAAAAUAGCAAUGUACUUUGCUUGGCUUGGUCAUUACACUCAAUCGUUAACAGUGCCUGCCAUUGUUGGAUUUGUAUUUUGGAUUUGGUUGGGUACGGCAAAUGAGACAUGGAAAGACAUUGCUUACGUAUUAUUCUCGUUAUUCAACGUUCUGUGGGCCUGCGUUUAUUUGGAGACAUGGAAAAGGUAUUCCAAUGUUCUGGCAUAUAAAUGGGGUACUUUAGACCAACGAGACGAAUUAUUAGUUGAGCCUCGACCUUUAUUUCAGGGAGAAAUGGGCACAAGCGUAGUAACGGGUCGGCCAGAGCCUCAGUAUCCUGCAUGGCGUCGUCGCGUGUGGCGCCAUUGUGUGUCGGUGCCCGUCAUGCUUGUCUGUCUGUCUGUUUGCGCGUGCGCCACCUUCCUGCUGUUGAGAGCUCAGGAAUGGUGGGAAACAAGGAUAGUGUACAUGACAUGGAUUCCAAGGGCAAUUUUAGCUAUAAUAAUAGCCGUAGAAGAGGAAGUAUAUGCUCGAAUAGCCAGGUGGCUCAAUGAUAAAGAGAAUUACCGUCUAGAAACCAAGUAUGAAAAUCAUCUGAUAGUUAAAAUAGCAUUGUUUCAGUUCGUCAACUCGUUCAUGAGUUUGUUCUACAUUGCGUUCUAUCUGCAGGACAUGGAUAAAUUGAAAGAGCAAUUGGCCGUUUUGCUGAUAACAAGACAAGUGAUAGGAAAUCUAAAGGAGUCUGCGUUGCCGUAUCUCAUCGAGAAUUUGAGGCUCGCGAAGAUUUGUGUUGACGUCUUUGGUGCCCUUAGUCCUAGUAAAAUACCUACAUCGGCCCAGCUAACAGAGUUAUUUGAAAAGAAGACCGAUUCUUCAGGGGAGCCGCCGGAAAACAGUUUGAUUAACGGCAGCACUGACAAGGAGAAUAGGAGAGAUUCCGAGCCAUUAGUUGGUCAGAAGGUCAUACAUCAGGCUGAAUUGGAGUCGCAGUUGUUCAAGUACGAAGGCACCUUCGCAGAAUACCUAGAAAUGCUGACACAGCUGGGGCACGUAGUUUUGUUCUCGUCGGCGUUUCCCCUGGCCGCGUUGUGCGCCCUACUGAACAACGCGGCUGAAGUUAGGGCGGACGCGUUCAAACUGUGCCACGUGGCGCAGAGACCCUUCGGCGAGCGGGUCAGCUCUAUCGGCAGUUGGCAGCACGCGAUGGAAGCGAUGGUGGGGGUGGCAGUGGUCGUGAACUGCGCCCUGAUUGGCCUGGCCGGGCCGCUGCACCGCCUGCUGCCCGACGCCGCGCCCGCCACCAGCAUGCUGCUCAUCGUGGCUCUCGAGCACGUGAUCCUAGUGAUCCUGCUGGCGCUCCGCAUCGCGAUCCCGGAGAUCCCGGGCUGGCUCGCCACCGAAAUGGCCAAGGUUGAGUUCCAGAGACGGGAGGCCAUCAAGAACUCUAACGCUCCGUUAUUGUCGGAGUGCCCCAGCCAAGAUGAUAUACGCUCCGUCCGCGGCUCUCCUCGCACUAUCACACCGACCACGCCCAAACAACAGCCCGAUAAGGGGAAGAAGAUAUUCAUUGGGAAGAUACCGGAGAUACCACCAUUCAGAGCUAAAGCUGCGUCCAUAACGGAGCCGACAGUGACCACCGGCUCACUGCAGCUGUUGCAAGAUGUUAGUCCUACGAAGCCGAUCCGACGUAAGGAGGCGGGCGCGCCGCUGUCGCUGCUGGGCGUGCGCGGGCUGCGCGACGAGCCGCUGCACCGCUCCGCGCACUGCCUGCCGCACCCCGCGCUGCCCCGCCCGGGGAACCCCGCGCUGCAGGAAGUAUCCGGCAGCGUGAGCGCGGGCGGCUCGGAGCCGGACCUGAACGCGGCGCCGGCGCGCGCGCCCGACGCGGCCUGCAGCGAGGACGACAAGCCCAAGGACAAGGGCGGCCGUUCCCGCGCCAAGGCUGCGUUAGUAAAACGCGUCCGCUCCGUGGCGGUAUUUUCUCUAGGGCUCCGCAAGGCGAGAGAGGCGGCCGCUAAUGCUGCGCAAGAGAGACAGGUUGGGACUCCCCAUACGCCUGAUAAGGCUUCUAUGGCUCCCCCCGCGCCGAUGCUUGGCGGAGAAUUGUCCCUCAUUCCCAUCGAACAGCUGAUUCAGGUGGAAGACGUCAAACCACGACCAUAAACACAAACACACAUAAUUAUAUUUUACUGUUUACUUUCAAGUGAGAAACGAUAAAAAAUGGGUGUUGAUUUUGCAAAAAAUAAAUGUGCAAUAACAGAGCAAAUUCACAUUUAUAAAUAGGAUAGUAAAAUGCGACCUAUCAUUUAUCAGUAAAAUAUUUCUCAGGUAACCCUUGAAGUAAAGAUAAACUAUAAUUGAGACGUUUAAAAAGUGCAAUAGUAUGACAUUUAAUCUAUGUUAGUAAAAAUUAAAAUUCUUUGUUUCUCAACAUUGCAUUCAAUAUAUUACUGGCGACAAAAAAACUUUCUAACGUGUCCAAAGCGUGAUUUCUAUAUAAAGAAUGAAGCUUUUUGUUCUAUAUGUGUAAAGACCCAUGCAUGCACAAAGGGAUUUACAAACUGAUAAUUCCUGUGUACAUUUUUUUUGCAGAAUUGACGCCUUGUGUCUGAAGUAAAAGUUAUGUAGAAUAAUAUUGACGCCAUUGUUUCUCAGAAACAUUUUAUUCUAUGAAGAUAUGAAGUGUUGCCACUUUAAAAAAAUAGUCAUGAUUAUUUAAUUGUUUCUUUAAUGAACGAAAUGAAAUAACGUAAAAUAACAUUCAAAGAUUGGCUUUAUUGUAUUUCAUAAAAAAAUAUUGUUAAUGUAAAAAUGUACCUAUUCAUAAACGUUAUACGUUGUAUUAGAAAAAUUAUCCCUUUUUAAGGUUGAACAAUAGAAUUUAGAUGCAAAUAAAACUUGUCAAACUAAAACAGAAUAGCUGAAGUGAAUGAAAAUACACCUUUAUUAUGUAGAGUACAAUUAAAAUGAUUUAAAUGGCACAAGAUGGUCAGGUUACUAUGAUUAAUAUUCACUUCAGCUAAAAUUAAAUGGACAUAGACAACGCCUAUACCUUAGACCAUAGAGAAAUCGUAUUCGUUUAAAUCAGUUAUUUGUAGCGUAAUUGUAUCGGUACCAAUUAGAAAGUUCUGUACGUAAUUAUGUUAAGGCUAACUUGUUUAUUAAAAAUGUACCUUCAUUUAUUUAUACAAAGUGGGGUGAAAUAAGUAUUGUUUUUAAUGGAAUUGAGUUUUUUUGCAAGAUAACGUAUUAUAAAGAAUGCCACAAAUGCCCACUUUUAUGGUAAAUAAAUGGCAAAGUUGGUAAAUACGUUGAUUUUAUAUGAGAAACCGCUGAGAAACAACCAUUUCUCAGUAUUUAACUGAGAAAUAUUUGUCAUUCAUGAACCUAUAUUUGUAAAUGAAGGCACAUACCGUUGCGUAAAUAAUAAGCGUUCAUUUAAGUACAAAAGAAUUGUCAGAAAAAGACCGCGAUAUGCGUAAUGUGAUAAUUGCGAAAGAGAUGUGUAACGAGAGUCGUCAGUAAUGAGAAGGAUUUUUGAGCAUUUUUAACGAUUUUGAAGAAAUUUUUAAUGUUGAUGUUUUAAUUUUCCAUGUGUGCAACUGUUGAUUAUUCGCAAUUUUAAGUAAUUCUGUUUUAUCGAUACUAAAGCAAUCGUCUUGACAAUAAUUUCCAGUUGCUGUUAAUUUGUUGAUAAAUUAAACAUCAAGUAGAUAUGUAAAUCCAUUGAGGUGUUUCCCUUUUUGCUGCUAAAUCGUCUAAGAGUGUAAAGCGUUAAAACAAAACUAACGCCCAACAAAUCUUGAAUUUAUAUCAAAAGAAAUCUGUCUUUAUCGUCCCGGUAUUGUAUAAUGAGCGGCAAGAAGAGAUAGCACUAUUAGUCGUAUGACUACUUAAAUGCUUUUCACUUUAUAAAUGUACCUUAUUUCUAUGACCACGUAAAAAAUGUUUGUUACCAUUUCCUCAAAGACCAUGUAAAAAGUAGAUAGUUUAAUGUCUCACUAAUCUUUCUAAAAUGGCUAGAAUAUUUCACUUUCAGUAAGUAAUAUUAAGUCAAAAGUCACAGAACUGAAAUAUAUAAAGGUAAAAAUAGUAAUAUGACUUUGCACUUCCAACUUGUAUAUUUUAUGUGAACGAAAAAGUGGAAAUGGAUAUGAAAACAAAAAAAAAAUUAUCUUUUACAAAAUCCGGCCACAUCGCAUAAUUAGAAUGCUUUUUGUUUUUUCAUUGAAAUAAUAACAAACAAAAUACUUUUUUAAUAAGUUAAAUUUUCAUUUUAUAUAUUCUGUGACUUUUGACACAACAAGAAGGAUAGAGUAUAAGCCUUAGAAAUGUGAUUUAAAAAUUAAAACAAAGGAUGUGAAGAGGCGAAAAAUUAUGAAAAACUUAGAUAGGGGUUAAAUAAAUUAUAUUUCUAAGGCUAUAUUUCGUUUGUUAUAGUAUACACUUAGAAAGUAGGAUAACUUUUCAUUACUCCCCUUAUAUCGAGGCAGCUAAUUAACGUGUAUAUUAUGCUUUAUACCCUUUUUUCGGUCGAAAACGUAUUUAUUGAUAAAGCCAGUGAUAUUUUGCAUAAGUCUAAUGAGUAAGUUCCAUUGAAUUUCGUAGUAAUUUUACAGUCUUUGCAAUUUAAUUGCUUUAUACGUAAUAUGCCCUCCCUAUAUAAUAAUAUUUAUAAUUUUAUCUAAACAACAUAAUUUAUCAAUAAUAUUUUGACCUUAGAGUUCUUCAUACUUAACUUAUAUCAAUUAAGUUUCCAAUAAUUGUUACUCUUAGGAAGCCACGAACAAACAUAGUCAAUUAUUACUCAUAAUAUCAUAUGUUUUUUUAAAACUAUUUGAUGUCAAAAGGGUCGUCUAAUAUUUUGGAGCAAUGAAAGUGUUUAACAAAAGUCCGUCUUACUUACGUAGAUAUCGUCAGUAUAGCCUGUUGAUAAAUAUCAAAUUAAUCUGUAAAGCGAAAAAUCCUUUUCUUUGAAGAAAUCAUCAUUUUUUACUUCUAUUUGGCCAAUAACAUCAUUGAUGUUCUCUCUCUUUUCUCCAUUCUUUCUCUCUCCGUUUAUAACAUUCACUGUUUCUGUUUAAUUAAAAAAUAUAUCAUGAUAAUUAACAGAAAUAACCAACGAGACUGCGUGAAGAGAGUUAUGAAUGUGGAUGAAGCAAAAAAAGUAUGCAGGGAUCGUGGCAAGUGGAAAAGUGUAGUCUAAGCCUACUCCUCCGGGCUAGAGGCGUGAUUUUAUGUAUGUAUGCGAUGCAAAUAUUAUCAACGUGCUAUAUUGUAUGAAUUGGGCCUUGUUUUAAAACCGCCUGCAAGUUUCUUGCCCUCAAAUUAUGUUUACAUUGGUGUUAAGACAUAUUGCGUACGUUUAGUUAGCUGUUGUGGUAAUAGUUAUAAUUGUCGAGAGAAAAUAAUGUAAAGCUUGGUACACAUUUUUAAGAUACCUCCUUUUGAAUUAGGUUAUUUCAGUGAUUUUAUUUAAUUUGUGCGUGUCAACAGUUAUUUAAAUUUCUGAAAAUAUCUUGGUAAUUAUAAUCCUUAAUUUAAUUCAAUUUAAGUACAAUAAAAGUAAGUGAAAUAAAAAAAAACGUUCCUUGAGCAAACAAGUUCGUUACGUUAGUUUGGUUAAAUAAAAGGUCAGGUCGAAAAUACGCUAAACUGACGAACUUGCAUUAAAAUAAUACUUGGUAAAUGUGAAUGAAUCAAAAUUAGUAUGCCAAGAUCGUAGCAAGAUGUCGUUGUCGGUACGUCGUAUGUAUGCCUAACCCAACAACAAGUUUUAUUUAAAUAUGUGUAUCAAGCGUAUUAAGUCUUAGUCCAAUAGUUAGAUCUGUAUUUCUGUGUAUCUGAGAAUGGGUCGAUUUCUGUCUUUCUUCGAUUUAAAAUGGUGCUAGUUUUAGCGUAAUUUUCAUCUAAAACACAUCUUGUUUUCUAAAGUCGAAACUUUUUUGCGUUUUGCAGUGAAUCUAAAAUUAGAAUUAGUUUUUUUUUCUUUAAUUACAAGAUGCACAGAAAUAUAAGAUUGGUCUUCCUAACAGUAUUGAAAUUAAGCCUAGCAAUACAAACAGCCUUCGUAAGAACUAGAUUCGUAAUUCAUAGUGUAACUUAACCAUAGUAACAGAUUAAAAUGGAUUUUUUAAUUUUAACUUGUCGUCUCUUCCAAUUAAGUUAGCUUUUAGCCUAGACAUUACUUGUUUAAUUUUUAGUUGGUCGUUGCAAACAGGGAAUAAGUAUUUAUUUAUAUUUAAUAAUUGUGUUAAAUAAUUUGUUCUCGUCUCGUUCUCCCCUAACCUUGCGGUUAGUGCGACUUUUACUCAAUCAAACGCUUUGAGUAAAGAUAUAUCAAUUAAAAUUAACUCUAAACAUUUAUAUCGGAAAUUAAGUUCCGAUAUAAAUGAUCAUCGGUUCCUUUGGUUUGCACCGAUCUUUUAAUAUCAAUUUUGUACAAAAAUAUGCAAAACAUAGAAUGUUCCUUCAAUGUUUUGUGUAAUUUCGAUAGUAUUUGUAAGUGCUUACAGCGAUAGCGGAUAUUUGUUGUUACGUAAUUAUUUUUUAUACGGAAAUAUUGAUAAAUGUUGCAUUUGAGUAGAUAAAAAUUGA